Molecule: messenger RNA, 1523 nt
Organism: Ostrea edulis (European flat oyster)
Lineage: Eukaryota; Metazoa; Mollusca; Bivalvia; Ostreida; Ostreidae
Exons: 3
Coding region: 187-540 (117 amino acids)
Source: RefSeq, a predicted model, not a curated record
AAAGAUACGAUUGUUUGGGGAAACAUGACAACAUGUCAUACGAGUUGGCGGUUUGAAGACAGACGAUGCCGUUUUGUAACAUUUCUUUAUGGACAAAUACUCCAUGUGAAGAAGUAUGUGAAUGACUAAAAGAAAUCGGUAGCUAGAUAUUUAUGCUCCUUAAACAAAUCACAUUGCGGGAAAUCCAUGACGCAAGGCCCGCCUGCGCCUGUGUCUAUUUUCACAAUCACACGUUGGAAUUUUUCGGUUGUUUCAUAUCAUCAGAGUUCUUUGGAGUGGAUGAGGAAUACUACAUGUGUUUUCCCAGAUCACUCGGUCAGUUGUAUUGGAUAUACGAACCGGAUAUGGGCAUAUAUCAUUAACAUUCGGGAUGAGCAACAUGCUUGUGGAAAAAUGCUAUGGCCAGUACAGCUGGCCAGUAUGGGUGGCGGUGCAGGUGUUGUACUUCAGGAAAAGGGGAAGCAUAUUUGUUGGAAGAUGGAUAUAGAAAAAUUGGAGCAUGCACUAGACUUCUUUAAAUCCUGCUUUUUUAUCAGGUAACAUCAUUGAGUACAAAAGAAAUGUACCUUCACAGUAGACAACUUAUAACCUUUCGACAAGAAAUUGGGAUUGCCUGCCAUGCAACCAUUGUACAUAUAUGAAUUUACCAGUCCUGUUGUGAAGAAACUUAUUUCAUCCUAUUUUAAGGGCCAUGUUAUUUAGGAUUUUAACUAUUUGUCCUGCAUCACAAGCUUAAAAAGACUUCAUAAUCUGGCUGCAGAUGGAACUGCAUGGUUUGAAAUCCUCAUAGCAAUUAUGAGAAGCAUGGAGGCCUAUAAACCAGAUAAUGACAAGAUAUCAUAGCUAGAGGAGUACCAGGAAAAUUUACUUGCAGCAAAAUUGUACAUAAAGAGAGACUCACUCAAUGUAGAAUAAUUAUAACGAUGCAGAAUAUAUAUUUAGAGAGAGAGAGAGAGAGAGAGAGAGAGAGAGAGAGAGAGAGAGAGAGAGAGAAAAAGAGAGAGAGAGAAUUAUAUGGUGAUAUAAUUAAACUCAUUGUCUUCAAUGGGUAUGGCAUGUCAGUAGAGAAUCAUGAUUCAUAUGGUGAUAUUUUUCAAUUAUAUACUCGUUUCAGUGCAAUGGCAUUGUACAAAUAAAUAUUUUAAGUGUUGUUAGGGAAGUGGUUGCUAUGGUGAUAUGUGUAAACAUAUUGUCUUCCAUGGGUCCGACAUGUCAGUAAAUAAUUACAUGUUGAUAUAUUUGUAUUAUAUUCUCAUUUGAAGCAAUUGAAAUUGUACAGUUUGAAAUGUUUGCUUGUUGCUAGGGACAAUUGGUUGCUAUGGUGAUAUAGUUAAACCUGAUGUCUUCAUUGGAUUCAACAUAUCAGUAGAAAAUCAUAUCUUGGUAUAUUUGCAUUAGGUUCUCAUUCCAUAUAACUUUAAAUUUUAUGUACGUUGCUAAGGAAAAUCAGUUGCUAUGGUGAUAUGGUUUAAGUCUGAUUUCUCCAAUUGGUCUGAAAUGUCAAUAAACAAAAGUGAACCUUU